Messenger RNA from Megalobrama amblycephala (Wuchang bream), 2987 nucleotides. It is a transcript of the gene slc2a1a, whose product is annotated as solute carrier family 2 member 1a. Gene Ontology annotation, cellular component: basolateral plasma membrane; apical plasma membrane. Bases 250 to 1716 code for a protein of 488 amino acids. Gene Ontology annotation, molecular function: hexose transmembrane transporter activity. The transcript has 10 exons. NCBI's taxonomy places the organism in Eukaryota, Metazoa, Chordata, Actinopteri, Cypriniformes, Xenocyprididae. The record is from RefSeq and is a predicted model, not a curated record. Gene Ontology annotation, biological process: monosaccharide transmembrane transport; response to insulin.
AAGCGCUUUACAGCACUGAUGGCAGUUCUCUGAACGCACCUGACAGACUAAAUGACAAUAUCAGAUCGACUAAUAUAGGCUUCUUUCAAAAUGACAAAUGGGAUGAUACGUUGUGGAUAUUAAAUGAUAUUUUCGCGCCGAAUGUAAUAUGCUUUUUUAAGUGGAUUUUAGGACUGCGGUUUUCCACCACAACGAAAAGAAGAAAAUAAUAUUCUAUAACAUUUUAAAAACUUGUUUUAACCCGCCACUAUGGAGUCUGAUAAAAAGCAGCUAACGCUUAAUCUGAUGCUGGCUGUUGGGACCGCUGUGAUUGGCUCCUUGCAGUUUGGCUACAACACAGGUGUCAUCAAUGCCCCUCAGAAGAUCAUUGAGAACUUCAUCAAUGAGACGUGGUAUGGCAGGUAUUCAGAAAACAUACCAUCAACCACUUUAACUACGCUCUGGUCCGUAUCAGUGGCCAUUUUCUCUGUAGGUGGCAUUUUCGGCUCCUUCUCAGUGGGCCUCUUUGUAAACCGCUUUGGCAGGAGGAACUCAAUGCUCAUGGUUAAUGUUUUGGCCUUCAUAUCUGCUGCUUUAAUGGGCUUUUCCAAGCUGGCUGAAUCCUGGGAGAUGCUUAUUAUUGGACGCUUCAUUGUUGGCCUUUACUCUGGCCUGUCCACUGGCUUUGUACCAAUGUAUGUAGGAGAAAUCGCCCCAACUGAAUUACGUGGGGCACUGGGUACACUUCAUCAGCUUGGCAUUGUCGUUGGCAUCCUCAUGGCACAGAUCUUUGGUAUUAAAGAAAUCAUGGGGACCUCAACAAUGUGGCCCUUCCUACUUGGCUUUACUUUCAUCCCAGCCUUACUCCAGUGUGCCCUGCUGCCCUUUUGCCCCGAGAGCCCACGCUACCUCCUCAUCAACCAGAAUGAGGAGGCCAAAGCCAAGAGUGUGCUGAAGAAGCUGCGUGGCACUGAUGAUGUGGAUGCAGGCAUGCAGGAGAUGAGGGAGGAGAGCAGACAGAUGAUGAGGGAGAAGAAGGUCACCAUCCCUGAGUUGUUCCGCUCAUCGCUCUACCGCCAGCCCAUCUUCAUUGCCAUCAUGCUGCAGCUCUCCCAGCAGCUCUCUGGUAUCAAUGCUGUUUUUUAUUACUCUACUGAUAUAUUUGAAAAAGCAGGGGUGUCUGAGCCGGUCUAUGCCACCAUUGGUGCUGGAGUUGUGAACACAGCAUUCACAGUUGUGUCGCUGUUCGUAGUAGAGCGAGCUGGCCGAAGAUCACUACAUCUUAUUGGGCUGAUGGGAAUGGCUGUGUCUUCUGUUCUCAUGACCAUAGCUAUGGCGCUAACAGAACAAGUGAAAUGGAUGUCGUACAUCAGCAUUGUAGCCGUCUUCAGUUUUGUGGCAUUUUUCGAGAUCGGACCAGGCCCAAUCCCAUGGUUCAUUGUGGCAGAACUCUUCAGUCAAGGCCCCAGGCCCUCUGCCAUCGCUGUCGCUGGUUUCUCCAACUGGUUUGCCAACUUCUUAGUGGGAAUGUGCUUCCAGUAUGUUGCGGAACUGACAGGCCCGUAUGUUUUCAUAAUCUUCACUGUCCUCCUGCUGAUAUUCUUCGUCUUCACCUACUUCAAAGUUCCUGAGACCAAAGGCCGAACAUUUGACGAGAUCUCGGCAGGCUUCCGCUCAGGGGGAGAGAAAUAUACCCGAGAAGAUCUGAACACACUGGGAGCAGACUCACAGCUCUGAGUUUAUACAGUAAUGCAACCAAUUGACUAUCCUCGGCUUUAGCACAUUGGGUAGGUAUGUUCACAAUGGCAAACUACCCUAUUACUCCUACUAGGAAUACAGUAGGUUAUGCAUUGUUUACUAAAGUUUUUUUCUGACUGCAUUGAAUACCUUGCUGAAAAAUCCAGCAUUGCUGGUCAGUGGUCUCCAGCAUUAGAAAUAUUUUGCAUGUUGGUCCCCAGCUGGUGGACCAGCUACUUCAGCUUAGUUUUGCUUGAGAACAGCAUGACCAGCACUAUACCAGCUUAAACCAUCAUAAACCAGCCUGGAACAACACAGAAUCCAUGCUGGUUUAUGCUGGAUUGUUCAGCAGGGUACUCAAAUGACUUGCUAUACAUUUGCCAAACUGUGCAUUAUCUGACCAGUAUGCACUACUCACAAAGUUAUAUUAAACAUUUCAAAAUUACCAUAUUUAUUUCUGGGAUUGUAACUAGACACAUCUCUCUAAUGUAAAACAUGCAACAAUAUGAAAACUGUGUACCAUAUCACAGUUUUUUUUUUUUUUUUUAGCAUACUAGUAUAUUUUUAGAUACUGUACUUUUAUUUUUUCAUAUACUAUAUUUUAAAAAAAGCUGUAUGAAGUAUGGUGUAGCAUGCAAUAUUUUAAUAUUCCAUUCUGAAUGUUCCCACUUCAUAUUCAGUAGCUAAAACAGCAGCACAGAAAGUCCUAAACCUUCACUGAUUGUUUUACUUUAUUGUUUGUUUUCUCAUUCUGAAAUGGUGAAUAGUAUCUAAAUAAUAAUCACAAUGUCUGCAUGUUCAAAUGCAUAUGAAUAAGGUUAUUGUUUAUUUGUGUACUACUAGAUCAUUUGAAUGAUUCAGUUAGCACAAUUGUUUUCUUAGACUUGCACAUUUAACCAUUUUAACAAUUCUUUGCUCUUGUCCAGUCAACACGUGAUGAGUUCUGAUAUGUCUGCUCAUAAUCAAGCAUAAUUAUAUUAGAACUGCAUAUUGCAACAUUAUGGUGUCCGAUUAUCAAUACUUGAACAGUAGCUUUACCAAGGAGUGUCAGGAUACUAGCACAGUGAAUACAAACACAAAACAAUUAUUUAGUUUUAUAUUGCAAGAAGUGUGCAUUAGGUAUUCAAUACUGUAUGAAGUUUAACAUCUUUCCAAAUCAGACCAUCUCAUUUUGACCCCCAAUAAAUUAACUUGACUAAUAUACAGUACAGUCCAAAAGUUUGGAACCACUAAGAUUUUUAAUGUUUUUAAAAGAAGUUUCGUCUGCUCAC